This is a messenger RNA of Penicillium paradoxum, 585 nucleotides long. RefSeq lists its product as uncharacterized. Lineage: Eukaryota; Fungi; Ascomycota; Eurotiomycetes; Eurotiales; Aspergillaceae. Gene Ontology annotation, molecular function: thiamine pyrophosphate binding; flavin adenine dinucleotide binding; acetolactate synthase activity. The record is from RefSeq and is a predicted model, not a curated record. Gene Ontology annotation, biological process: L-valine biosynthetic process. The coding region runs from base 1 to 585 and encodes 194 amino acids. The transcript is spliced from 2 exons. Gene Ontology annotation, cellular component: acetolactate synthase complex; mitochondrion.
AUGUCUACCGUUGAAUUAGAUAGCGUCAUUGUGCCUGAUAGUGGCGAAACAUCCGUUGUGGCCUGUGAUCUGACUGCAUACGCAAAACUUAGCAUUGUCCUCACUUCCACGGGCUACCUCGGCUUCUUGGGUACCGGGUUUGGGUAUUUGCGGGGCUGUGCGAUUGCAGAUCCUAGUCGCAAAGUUAUCAGUAUCCAAGGAGAUGCGUCAGUCGGGUUGCACCUGAUGGAGCUGGACGCCUACACCGGAUUCAACUUGGAUAUCAUAACCGUGGUAGUUAACGACGCAAGUGGGGGUAUGAGUUCUAACGGCCAGGGUGUUGUCCGUGGACCUAAGAAUCCGAUUCGGCCGAUCAGUGCUCUCGGUUCAGCGACUAAAUAUGACGUGGUGGCUAGAGGCUUAGAUGAUAUCCGGGGUGCGGUCGCUAAGCUCCUGGCUCAGUCUGGGCCAAGUUGUAUCAACUUGAUUGUUGAUCAGAAGCCUAUUCAUCCUCCGCCUACUGCUAUGGUUGGACUGACUGAGGACUCUGAUUCGGUGGUGGUGCCUUACUACGAUAACAUCCCGCCAGCGUACUACAAGCUAUAG